UUUCUUAAAAAACACCUACUAACUACUCUUUGUGUUCACUCCUACUUCAAAAGACCAAAACUCCAAAACUUCAAAACCACCAAAAUUCUCAGCUUCCCCUGAUCGGAUUGACGAAAAUGGCCGCGACAUCGGGUGCGGUUCUAAACGGGUUGGGCUCGUCCUUCCUGCGCGGAAGCAAGAGGAGCAGCCGAGCCUUGUUCUCCGCCGCAGCCAAAACAACAAGCGGCAAUAAUGUCUCUCCUAAGAGGUUCAUUGUCGCCGCCGCUGCGCCCAAGAAGUCGUGGCUCCCCGGUGUUAGAGCCGGCGGCAACUUGGUCGACCCCGAGUGGCUCGAUGGCUCGCUCCCGGGCGACUAUGGCUUCGACCCGCUAGGCCUCGGCAAGGACCCAGCAUUCCUCAAGUGGUACAGAGAAGCCGAGCUCAUCCACGGGCGGUGGGCCAUGGCUGCGGUGGUCGGGAUCUUCGUCGGGCAAGCAUGGAGCGGCAUCCCCUGGUUCGAGGCCGGCGCAGACCCCGGCGCCAUCGCCCCGUUCUCCUUCGGAUCCCUCCUCGGCACCCAACUCAUUCUGAUGGGGUGGGUCGAGAGCAAGCGAUGGGUGGACUUCUUCAACCCGGAAUCCCAAUCGAUCGAGUGGGCGACGCCGUGGUCAAGGACGGCCGAGAACUUCGCUAACGCGACGGGUGACCAGGGGUAUCCCGGCGGGAAGUUCUUCGACCCGCUGGGGCUGGCGGGGACGAUACAGAACGGGGUUUACCUGCCGGACGGGGAGAAGCUGGAGAGACUGAAAUUGGCGGAGAUUAAGCACGCCAGGAUCGCCAUGUUGGCGAUGCUCAUCUUCUACUUCGAGGCUGGUCAGGGGAAGACCCCUCUCGGUGCUCUUGGCUUGUAAAUUGUACGGAAUGGACUUGGGAGUUUGUGUUGCAAUUAGUGUUGUUUAUUAAUGGUGUUAAUAGAUUUAAUUGAGUUUUAGAGAUGAGAGGGACUGGAGAACAAGUUCAAACUGAUCUCAUUUUCGACUACUUUAGUUAUAUACUUAAAUACUAUUGGGUGUUAUUCUUACUUAAGUGUUU
This is a messenger RNA of Morus notabilis, 1071 nucleotides long. Its product is annotated as chlorophyll a-b binding protein CP24 10A, chloroplastic. Gene Ontology annotation, biological process: photosynthesis, light harvesting in photosystem I; response to light stimulus. NCBI's taxonomy places the organism in Eukaryota, Viridiplantae, Streptophyta, Magnoliopsida, Rosales, Moraceae. The transcript is spliced from 2 exons. Gene Ontology annotation, cellular component: membrane. The coding region runs from base 117 to 890 and encodes 257 amino acids. The record is from RefSeq and is a predicted model, not a curated record.